CAGGAUCCUCAACGGCUGUCAUUGCUCUGGCACUGCGUUGAAACAGAUGGAUCCCUCAGACAACGCCACCACCAACGGGGUCUCGUUCGUGCAGGCGGACCCCCAGGGGGGGUCCCAGCCGGACCAAAGCAACGGAAACGAGUACCUGUACAUCCUGAUCGUCAUCUCCUUCUACGGCGUUUUCCUUUGCGGCAUCAUGCUUGGCUACCUCCGCUCCAAGAGGCGGGAGAAGAAGAGGACCAAUGUGUUCACGCGUCUGAUCCAUGAGGAGGAGCAGCGGGAGUGGGGCGCCUGGCCGCGGAGGCGCAGCAUCCCGCUGUCCUUCCCGGGGCUCUACGGCGCGCAGGUGCAACAGCACGUGCUGCCCUCCUCUCCAGAACACCUCCACCACCACCAGCACCAGCACCACCCGCAGGGGGGGGUUGUGUUCGAGGGGCGGGCCCUGUCCCCGCUGGCCUGCGCCCUGUGCCUGGAGCAGAGCAGCAUCAGCUCCCUCUGCUCCUCCGCUGACGUGCACUUCGCCAUCGAGGAGGAGUCUGACAGCGCGGCCACGGAGGACUCUGAGGAGGCCCCCAAGGGGUUCCAAAAGGGCUGCCUGGAGAGCAUGGACGACUCGUGACAGGCAUACGCAAGACGCGUAAUGGACUAAACAGAGUUCAGAGACACGGGAUUGUGAGUGCCUCCCACUCUACUUCCAAAAAAGACAGAAGAAAUCUGAAGGUCUGAUUGGUUCUGGGAUGACCA
Molecule: messenger RNA, 744 nt
Organism: Gadus chalcogrammus (walleye pollock)
Lineage: Eukaryota; Metazoa; Chordata; Actinopteri; Gadiformes; Gadidae
Product: potassium voltage-gated channel subfamily E member 4-like
Exons: 2
Coding region: 47-619 (190 amino acids)
Biological process (GO): potassium ion export across plasma membrane; regulation of ventricular cardiac muscle cell membrane repolarization; negative regulation of delayed rectifier potassium channel activity
Cellular component (GO): membrane
Molecular function (GO): transmembrane transporter binding; delayed rectifier potassium channel activity; voltage-gated potassium channel activity involved in ventricular cardiac muscle cell action potential repolarization
Source: RefSeq, a predicted model, not a curated record